CUCUUCGCCCUCGUUCUAGGCUUCUAGCUGGUCUGCGGUCGUCUCCGCUUGUUCUUCCCUUGGCGCUAGGUGCAUUUUUGUGUUAUGUUAUUCGUUAUUGUUUAAAAAAUCCUUCUGUGAAGCCAUCUGGUUUUUCUGAAGACAUGGAGAAGAAGAAGAUACUGCUGAACUCCCCGCUUUGGCGUAAGGCUUCAUCGGCUAAUGUAUCGGCGUCAGAUGAGAUCCCCACGCCGGAGAAGCCGGCCCAACAGCUUCGGCGGGCCGGCAAACGGAAGCUGUCCUUCUCAGUAUGUGAUGUACGUAAGGUCGCCAUGGGAUUGCGGAUGACCCGAAACACAUCCACCAAUCCAUCGGAUCUGGAUCUUCCCAGAUCCGAUGGAGAGCUGCAGCGGAAAUCUAAAUCGUCUUCUGCUUCCGCCGCCAUGUUAUCAGCUGCCAGAAAGACAACGAAGCUUUCAGAAAAUUAUGAGAUGUUGGCAGAGUUCUUCAAUUGUUUGGACAGUUCAGUCCGAUUACUUAGGCUGAAAGGAGCGUCGUCCACAUUUACAAGCAUUAGUGCUAGCAUACAACAUUUAACAGAGAGGAGAUUUACUUAUAGGCAUUUAGCACAAAUGAAACAUAUAUUACCUGAAGCAAUUUCAAUUAAAAAAGUGCUUUUGCGUGAUGAGGCCACUUGUUGCAUGAAGCCAGAACUUCAAGUUUCUUUGCAAGUGGAUGCAGUGGAAAGGAACCCGGAACUAAAAGGGGAGAGUCCAUAUUCAGCCUUAAGAAAGGUUUUCAGAGAUAGGCUUGUCCAAUUUGCUAGAGAACAUCCAGAGGAAGAUGACAUUCCAGAAGAAACACUGCCACAUCCUUUUGGUCGUACAAACCCAAGCAUGCUGACAGAAUUCAAUAAAUUAGCUCCUUCCAUUCGAACUAGAUCAUUGUCUGUAGCCCAUCCAGCAGAAAAUUUAACUAAAGUUUCACACUUCUCUGCAUCUUUCCAGAGGAGGUUUUCUACAAGAACUCCAUGUUCUGAUGAAAUGAAAACUCCUCUUACUUCCGUCAAUGAUGUUGCCACUAAUGUUGAUUCACUAGCCUCUAGUUUCCCAUCCCCUGUUAAAUUUUCUUCAAAGCCUUCCAUCAGCAAGAAACCACUGUUUUCUUCUCCCGGUAAAAGACCUUUGGUGAUUCAUGAUCAACAAAUUGAAGAGGAUUCAAAAGUGUUGAUUAGUGCCCACAACAGCAUUUCAAGUGAAGUAAAAUCUAUAGAAUCCACUCCAAUCAAGGACAUUUUAUCUUCUGCUAGGCUAAUGAUCACUACGCCAGAUCUUCAGACCCCAAAGAGAAGUCGCAUACCAUCAAUUGAUGAUACUCCACAAAAGGCACUUGUGAAACGGGAAACUCGGACCAAAUUAUUUCCAACUCCAAGGAAGAAUGUGAAAUCAGACGGUGAAGAUAACUUGUCUGAAAGUUCACCAGUAGAAGAUGAUGUGCUUGGUUUUCUUCCAGAGUCACUUCUACAAGAUAUAAGGGACAAGGAAAAGAAAGCGAUGGAGGAAAGGGAUGCCAAUGUAGCUGGGGCAAGGCUACGGAAAAAGAUGAUUGCAAGUUUGCCUAAACUUUUUGAUUCAAUACUCCUGAUAUUUCAAUCUGGGAAUAGAUCUGUAAUUACAAAGCAAGAGCUUAUUCACAAGAUUCUUUCGUGUAACUGCAGUGUAAUUGAUAGAAAUGAAGUUGAAGAACAGUUGGAGUUAAUGGAAGAAUUGGCGCCAGAUUGGAUAUUUCGAAAGGCGGCAGCUACAGGGGACAUCCUCUACCGUGUGAAUAAAAUGUCAAGCUCCCAGGAGAUUCGGCAGAGGCUUGCAGUAGCCGUGUGAAAGAAUGCCUCAGUGACAAUUUUACUGAUUCAAAGUGCUUAAUCCAUUGUUGAGGUUGGCUUGCUAGCUUGGAAUGGUGUGCCUGAAAUCUUUCUGCUGUUACCACCGGUGGUUGCAACCAAGCACAACGCUCUUGCUUCUAUUUAACAAACCAGAUGGAACAUUGUAUCUUUAUGCGGCAAAAGCUAUAGAGAAACUGAGAAAGUUGUCUCUCAAGAAGUAUGUGUCAGAAUGUAGGCCUUACACAAGCCUUGUGUCUUGUACAAUGUUUUUAUCAAUGUAGUCUAUCCCUGCCCCUUGGUUGGAGGAAUUUUUAUUAUGUGCGGAGUUCGGAUGUCGUCCAGAGACCAAUAAAAAUGCGCCACAUCAUCCCAAAAAUGUACUGUGCUUGGUACCAAGCACAAUACUAAGGCUCGGUACCAAGCGCGGACCGGACGGGAGAACCGUCCGGUGUUUGUACUUCAGGGACCUCCAAGCAAAGUUGCAUACCAAUGUUUGCGUUUUGACAUUUGAUUUUUCCAGAAAAAAGGUAAUUUUACUUUGAA
Messenger RNA from Dendrobium catenatum, 2404 nucleotides. Its product is annotated as CDT1-like protein a, chloroplastic. NCBI's taxonomy places the organism in Eukaryota, Viridiplantae, Streptophyta, Magnoliopsida, Asparagales, Orchidaceae. Gene Ontology annotation, cellular component: nucleus. The record is from RefSeq and is a predicted model, not a curated record. Gene Ontology annotation, biological process: DNA replication checkpoint signaling; DNA replication preinitiation complex assembly; regulation of DNA-templated DNA replication initiation. The coding region runs from base 144 to 1859 and encodes 571 amino acids. Gene Ontology annotation, molecular function: DNA polymerase binding; DNA binding. The transcript has 7 exons.